Phyllostomus hastatus (greater spear-nosed bat) is the source of this 4411-nucleotide messenger RNA. Its product is annotated as probable transmembrane reductase CYB561D1. Gene Ontology annotation, molecular function: transmembrane monodehydroascorbate reductase activity. The transcript has 3 exons. The coding region runs from base 133 to 822 and encodes 229 amino acids. NCBI's taxonomy places the organism in Eukaryota, Metazoa, Chordata, Mammalia, Chiroptera, Phyllostomidae. The record is from RefSeq and is a predicted model, not a curated record.
CGCUGUGGGCACAGCCGCCACACCACCGGGCGCCCGGGGGCGGAGCCUGUCCCGCCGCCGCGGCUCCCGGGCGAUCGCAAACCCGGAAGACGCGCUCUGGCAGCCGGGCGUGUUCGCCGGCCCGGUCAGGCCAUGCAGACCCUGGAGGUGGGUCUGGUUCCCGCUCCAGCGAGGGAGCCCAGACUGACCCGCUGGCUGCGGAGAGGCAGUGUUAUCUUGGCGCACCUGGUAGCUUUGGGCUUCACCAUCUUUCUGACUUUGCUGUCCCGGCCGGGAACCAGUCUUUUCUCCUGGCACCCUGUAUUCAUGGCCUUGGCGUUCUGCUUGUGCAUGGCCGAGGCCAUCCUGCUCUUCUCGCCCGAGCACUCCCUGUUCUUCUUCUGCUCCCGAAAGGCCCGGAUCGGACUCCACUGGGUGGGGCAGACCCUAGCCAUCCUCUGUGCCGCCCUGGGCCUGGGCUUCAUCAUCGCCAGCAAGACCCGCAGUGAGCUGCCCCACCUGGUGUCCUGGCACAGCUGGGUAGGGGUUCUGACGCUGCUGGCCACGGGGGGCCAGGCACUGUACGGGCUCUGCCUCCUCUUUCCCCGGGCGGCCGGGGUCUCAAGGGUGGCUCGCCUCAAGCUCUACCAUCUGACCUGUGGACUGGUGGUUUACCUGAUGGCUACGGUGACGGUGCUCCUGGCCAUGUACUCGGUGUGGUUCCAGGCCCAGAUCAAAGGUGGGUCCUGGUACCUGUGCCUGGCCCUGCCCGUCUACCCAGCGCUGGUGAUCAUGCACCAGAUCUCCAGCUCCUACCUGCCAAGGAAGAAAAUGGAGAUGUGAGUCCCUCCGAACUCUGAGUCUAGGUGGUGCACUUGCCUUGGACGUCAGUGGUUCCUUUGGUGACCUUCAAGGGCUCCACUUCCGAAGGGGUAGGAUCUCUGUGCUUCGCCGGGCCGAGGGGGUGCGGAAGCGCACGGCCGUCGGAGGACUCAGGGGCCCGAAGCAGGGAAGUGGACUGAGUGCAGGUGGGGCGCUUGAUCCCGAAGCCUCCACGCCGAUGGGGCCCAGAAGGGUUGGGUGCUGGUGGCGACGGUGGUGGUGUGGUUGUUUCUCGUUUGCUUGCCUGAUGGAGAGUGGGUUCCUGUCACUUAUGAAUGGCAGCGGUGGCACUUUGGGUGACUUUUAAGAAAGCAGCAUGGGGUAGCAGACUGAGCCCCUGGGUCUUGGUUACGGGUUUUGGGCCUCGUAGGCUCUAUCGUGCGACCUCAGGCAGGUCACGACGUGUCUCAGGACCUCAGUUUCUUCAUCUGUGUGAUGGGUGUUUCCCAAUGAGCGCCAACAUUUGGCGUGUCGGCUGACGUCACAGGACACCCCUCCAGCUCCUGACCAUGGGCUGGGCGGCUCAGAAGGCUCGGGAGUAAUCCUUACUUUCCUGGCCCCUUCCCACUCCGGCCUGCCAGGAGCCUGUGUUGGUCUGGCCCCAGACCGGGGCAUAAGGGGCCCCGCACUGAGGAGAACAGUAAGGGAGGGCCCCGGGUGAGGUUCCCUGAACUCUCAGGCAGUAAAGGCACUGAAAUCACUUUAAAGCUUUGGGUGAGCAGAAGGGUGCUGGCUCACCCGGGGCUUUGGCUCCCGGCUGGGCUGCCUGGCCUGGCUGAGAUCCUUCUCAGCCCAGCUCAGCUCUGCCAACACCCACGCUGAGUGGCACGACAGUCCUGGGCAGCACACGUUUUGCCUUCCUGGGCUCCGGCUCUUGCCUGAGCACACACACAGCUUCGUGGAGCUGUCCUGGAGCUGUUAGAAUGGGAGACGAGCCCAGUUGGCGGGCAGGGCUCUUCUGACCUGGGGAAGAUCUCCAUCCCUCUCUUGUCACCUAAGCUUUCCUCUUGGGUUGCCACUCUUUGGCCCAGCAGGGGGGCUGAGUUUGGUGCCAGCUGGCUACCGGGGGCUGGGCCCUCUCCUGCAGAGACCUCCCCUCAUUCCAAACCGAAGCAGCUCCCCAGACAGCCCUCUGCGGCGAGGGCCGGAUGCCAGGCAGGUUCACUGCUCCGGCUCAGCUGGGGAGACAGGACCUCCGAGGGUCUGGAGGGCUGAAGGUGGCCGAACCAGGAGAACUGGUAUCAAGGCAGGUGAUACCAGGCAGCUCACGGGCCUCUGGAGGCUGGGGCUCUGGCUCCCAGGACCAGCGGGAGGAGUUCCUAAGCAUUUUGGAUGUCCAGGUCCUUGGAACAUUCCAGACAUCCUCUCUGGGUGGCUCAGAGGCAAGAUGUUAGUAGGGUUCCACAGUGCAGGCAGGGGACCCUACAAGGACAGAGGUGCCCCCUGGGUGCACUCACUGGGCUCCUCCUGGAUCAGGUGGCAUCUCCCAGGAGCUCUUUUGACCCUGAGCGUAGGGAGGGGGCCCUGCUGUGCAGGUGGUGAUUAGCUCUUUUAUUGUCCUCCCCCCCAACCCUGUCCCCCCCAAACUACCAGUGUGGUCUGAACUUGGGGGAGAGGGUUACCAGGGCUGAUGGAGCAGUCUCAUCUGGGCAGGCACUUUGAUCAGGGACCCCAUGUCCUCUCCCCCAGGCACAGCGGGUGCGGGGAGCCUUACCCCGUCUGCAGUCUGCAGCCGGGAGAGGGCGGGGAGAGGGCGGGGCAGCCGGCUCCCGCCUGAGGUAUUGCCUCCUCCCAGGUGGUUGGGGGGCUGGUGGGCGGCGGGCAGGCGGGCUGACAGCCAGCAGUUUGCGUGGGCUGUGCCAGCUGAUGUCUAUUCCCAGCCCUGGGAGAAAGGGGGAAGUCAUUUGUAUUCUGCAGGAGGAAGGGGCCCAGCUGUCCCGUCUCCGACCAGGAGGCCGGGAGGGCAGAGGAGGGCGCCGGCGGCCUGUGUAGCCAGUCUGACUGCAGUACAGGGAGCGGGUCCACAGGAGGGGCCCUUCUUCCUUGCAGGCCAGAUUGUGGGGGGACUCCCUUCCCCUCCCCUCUGCAUUUCUCCCUCCUUCACCACCUGCCCUCACAUCCUGGGGCGGCAGCUGGACGGCCAUUAGCCCUCCCUGCCAGGGCCCUCGUGCUCCAGCUGGGAUGUGGUGGCUGCCGGCUGCACGGGCCUCCUCCCCUCGCUGUCUCCCCGCCUCCCGCACCUCCCCGUCUGGGCAGCUCAGGGGUGAGGCGGAGGCCUCGGGAGAGAAGCAAAUGGCUGCCCUUUGGCCCUUGUCCCCUGACUAAGGAAAGCUGCUAGUCGUCAGCCUGUUUUGCCUUUUUUUUUAAAAAGCCAGGGUGCUCAAAUUUAAAAAAAAAAGCAUGUUAUUUGCACAAAUUUGCAUAUCAGGCUAAGUCCUGCUUCCAAAUAUGAUUAUAUUCAAACUCAACCUUGAGGACAUGAGAAAUGGAGAAGGUUUUUGUAUCCAGAUCCGGAUGGUAAUAGGAUUACCGUUCUGGGUUCAGAUGCCCCCAGCCCUCACCUUUUCCAGGACCUCCACUUCCCUUGAGCCCCACGUGGAGGGGGGCGGGGGUAGGGGGGCCGUUGAAUGGCAGGCGCCCGAGUCUGGAGAAGUCUUCCAGUCGCACCCUCUGGGCUCCUAGUGUAUCAGAGCGAGGCUGGAACAUCCUGCCGGCCUGGGCCUCCUCUGUCCCCGCCCUCUUGCAGGGCGAACUACCCCACCCGGCUCUCUGACACUGGCCUGCCCCCCCUUUCUCUUGGUCCCCACCCUGCCAUCCCCCCCGUCCGUGCACGGCUGCCCUGGGUCUUGUUUUUAAACCUCACCGUGGGCGAUCCAGGCAUCCUCCCGGAGCCAGCUGGCUGGCGUGCCAGGGUCUGUUCAGAGUUAAUAAUAAUCAUUAGCUGAGCAGAGCCGGCCGCCCGUGCAGCCCCAGACCUCCGAGCACUGGCAGGCUGAGUCAGCCAGCCCGCACCUUCCCCCUCCCGGGCUGCGGGGCUGCGGGAUGUCGCCCAAUGCGGGGCACUGUGGGAGGCAGGAGGGGUCAGGGGGCUCGCCUCCCAGCCCUGGCUUGAGGCUUCCUACCCUGGGAGUGGGCCCCCAGCGCCCCUCGCUUGAGCAACCAAGGCGUUUUCGCCUGAUGAAGGGCAAAGGUCGAAGCGUUGGAAGCACAGUGUGCGCCCCGCUGACACUGGCAGUUAGGGGCAGUGCCGGCCGUUGAUCCUGACCCUCUGGUCCUCCUGCCCUUCCUUCUGUUUACUUGACCUCCAGGGGCCACUCCCUCCUGGUCCUGACCCCUGACCUGACCUCAGCCUUUCUGGUGGCCCCCGCAGGCUUUGGGAGUCCGACUCGGGAAUGGGCAAACCUGGCGUCAGGGUUCACUCCCGCGUGAUGUGGCCCUGAGCUAGUCCCUCACCUGGAGACCCACCUCCCAGGGAGGUUGUGAGGCUGAGGGGGACGCAUGGGAGCCGCCGCUACUCGGGGAAGCUCAGAGCAUUAAACACAUGCAAACA